Molecule: messenger RNA, 1370 nt
Organism: Helicoverpa zea (corn earworm)
Lineage: Eukaryota; Metazoa; Arthropoda; Insecta; Lepidoptera; Noctuidae
Product: phospholipid scramblase 2-like
Exons: 5
Coding region: 408-998 (196 amino acids)
Biological process (GO): plasma membrane phospholipid scrambling
Cellular component (GO): plasma membrane
Molecular function (GO): phospholipid scramblase activity
Source: RefSeq, a predicted model, not a curated record
GUGCCAGACGCCAGUCAAGUGUCUGGCGCGCUUCAGUACAGUCGCGCACAGACAGAAUAUUAACCAGUCCAUAAAUAAUAUAAACUUGUUUCCGUAUCGCGUGCUCUUGAAUUAUAAAUACUAUUCGUGUUUAUAAUCUUACUUAGCACAUGUCUUAUUUAAUUGUAAAUUAACUGCUUACUCAAAUAACAUAAUAAUACAAAAUAAACAGUUGGUAAAAGUAAGCGACAUAUUCAGUGUUUUUGCAAACGGCAUAUCCAGAGUUUUUGCAAACCGCGUGUUCUUGUGACGUCAACAAUUAAUUAAGGUGUUUAGUGUUUGUGUUUACGCAUCGGAACCAUAUUUAGAGGACGAUUCAGGUCAACUCGUCACUUGGCAUUGUCUUUUGACUGGUUUGUUUGUCAACAAUGGCCACCGCCAAAGAUACUGUUCCAGGACUGGAGCGGCUGAUCAGGCUGGACUCGGUGAACGUGAAUCAGAAGGGUUCUGGGUUCAAGGGCAACAAGUACAUCGUGCACUCGGGAGGCGAGCAGCUGUUCCACCUGAAGGAGGAUGGUCACGCCCUCACCUUCCUCGCGCACGGCAGCAGCAGGGGCUUCCACAUGGACGGCGUCGACAACUUGGGACAGCAUGUAUUCUCCCUGCGGCGGCCUGCCGUGUUUAUCAAGGACAAGGUGGAGGUCUACCUUAACAAGACCCUGGUCAGCAUCAUUCGCAAGGAGGCGACCUUUGUGACCCCUGUGUUCAGCAUUAAUGAUGGUCAGGACGCCCCCAUGCUGAGGAUCAAAGGAGACAUGUCGGAUUAUGACUUUCAGGUGCAGACAGCCAAAAAGGUGACCAUCGGUAAAAUUAAGAAGAAGUUUCGUGGUCUGCUGAAUGAGAUGUUUACAUACAAGGAUGAUUACGUCGUCACCUUCCCGACGGAUCUCGACGUGCGUUUCAAAAUAGCUGUCAUAUCUGCCUGCAUACUUAUCGAUUACAGAUACCACGAAAGUUAGUAAAGGAGCUGCUGUAUUUAGGCUUUUAGUAUUAGAUAAACUUGAUGAUAACUGCGUACUUUUUAAGUGUUGUCUUAUGAGCUAUGUAGAGGUCAAGAAAUAGGAUCAGAUGGCCUUGUGCAAUGUUCCAUUUCGUUAAAUGAAAUACCGCCAUCUACCAGUGUGAAUAUUAAGUAUCUAGCUUAAGUGUUUCGUUCCAUAGACGUUUGUGCCUUGAUUAAUGCGUGGCUGGAAAACUAGAUGUCGCACGAGUAGUUUUAAAUGUGAAAAUGAGCCUAUUUGUUUAAUAUUUUUUUAUGUAUUAGCAUUUUCUAUGAAAGUUCAACAGGUGAAUGUUUUGAUAUAAAAUGCCAUUAAAAUUUAAUUAAUGAA